Nannizzia gypsea CBS 118893 is the source of this 1065-nucleotide messenger RNA. RefSeq lists its product as hypothetical. Gene Ontology annotation, molecular function: oxidoreductase activity, acting on NAD(P)H. The transcript is spliced from 2 exons. NCBI's taxonomy places the organism in Eukaryota, Fungi, Ascomycota, Eurotiomycetes, Onygenales, Arthrodermataceae. The record is from RefSeq and is a predicted model, not a curated record. The coding region runs from base 1 to 1065 and encodes 354 amino acids.
AUGUCAAAAUUGCCGAGUGAGCAGGUCGCCUUGUUGGCUGACGGGGUGGGAGGCGUCGUGAUAUCUUCUUCCACCGCGGUCCCCAAUAUCAACGACAACGAGGUCCUCAUCCAGACCAAAGCAGUCGCUUUGAAUCCGGUGGAUGUGAAAUCAGUGGAGGCCUUCAACUACCCCGGUACCCUGGUUGGGUUUGACUUUGCAGGAAUCGUGGUUGACAUUGGUGCGCAAGCGAGGGAACGGUUUGUCUUAGGAGAUAGGGUCUGUGGCUCAGCUCACGGAAUGAAUCCACUGGAUCCCGCGACGGGGGCAUUUGCGGAGUACGUCAAGGCUACCACGCAUACCACCAUGAAAAUCCCCGACUCCAUGAGCUUUGAGGAGGCAUCGACUAUGGCGACUGGUGUUGGUGCAAUUGGGCUCGUUUUGAAGUCGUUAGGCAUCGCCCAGUUUUUUCUUGAGAACCCGCGGCCAAAGCCUUUCGUCGUCCUGGUGUCUGGUGGCAGCUCGGCCUCAGGUACCCUGGCAAUACAAAUGCUAAAAAGUUGCGGUCUCAAGGUCAUCACCACCUGUUCGCCAGCCAAUUUCGAUCUAGUUCGGUCUCGUGGAGCCGAAGAAGUGUUCAACUAUCAUUCUGACGAGUGCGCCCAGGACAUCAAGAAACACACCCGGAAUGGUUUGAGCUACGUAGUCGACUGUAUCUCGACACUCGACUCUAUGACACUCUGCUAUGAGGUAAUUGGGAGGCUCGGUGGCACGUACGUCGCUCUGGAACCACCCUCCGUAACGGUCAUGAAGAGCAGGCCCACCAUCAAAGCCGAUUGGAUCUUCCAGCCCUCCUUAUUUGGAAAGAAGGUGGGGUGGGAGGAGCCCUACGCACGUGCAGAGGACCCAGAACUGUGCCAGUUUGGUCAAGAGAUCUAUCAUCGUGCGCAGGACCUAAUUAAUGAUGGUAGACUUAAACCUCAUCCGGCAGCGGUGAAGGAUGGGGGUAUUCCAGCUGUAGUGGAGGGCUUUGAAAUCCUUAAGGCAGGGUCAAUUUCGGGCGAGAAGCUUGUAUAUCGCAUCUGA